Messenger RNA from Cetraspora pellucida, 299 nucleotides. NCBI's taxonomy places the organism in Eukaryota, Fungi, Glomeromycota, Glomeromycetes, Diversisporales, Gigasporaceae. The record is from the annotation of a GenBank genome assembly.
UAGUAAACAAGCAAAUUAUUGACAUGCUAAUGAGAUCCUUGUUUUCAGAUAUUCAACAUGCUGGUGCGUUGGAACGUGCUGCAUUGCAGAGAUGGAUUAACCAAGGUGAACAGCCAACAAUACAACAUAUUUCUGAAUAUAUUACAGAAAGAAAUUGGGUGGCUUUCUUGAAACAUCAUAUGAAUGUUACAGAUGUGCAAAGAAUGUUCAGAGAUCGGCCUGAAAAUAUUAAAAAAUUUACCAAUUUCAUACGAUCAUCAUUUAAUCUCUUUGUUCAAGAAAUCCUUUUAAACAAAGAU